GAUUCGAUUCAUGUUCGUUCUUCAUAUUCUCAUUAAAUGUAGUAUAACUAGAGGUCAUGGAAAACACAUUCUCACUCUCUAAUAAAUAUAUAGGCUACUGUAAAAAAAAAAUGUAAAAAAAUAAACGGCUGUUUAAGAAGGUUAAAUAAUUAGCCUGCAAUAAAACAAGCUGUCUUCUGUGAGGAUUCAGUUUUUAUUUCUGUUCUACAAAAGAACUGUGGGUCAAAAUUAAAUUCUUAAUGAUGUUGUUGUUGCAUGAUCACAAAGUGCAUAUUUUUCUUUCCCCCUUCUCUCUGCUCUUCUCGUUAUCUCUAUCACGCGAUCUCGUUUCCCAGCUCUGAUCAAACAGUGGCGGGAUAAGAUGCCCUUUUCAGUAGUUUUGGCCUCAUCCCAGCAUCACCAGCAUCACGGUCCCUGGUGUCUCCAAACUCUAACCAGUCUAGCUUAAUGACAUUAAUUUGCUCCUCUUGUCAAUCUUGGCCAAUAGCAAGCAUGGACGGCUGAUGUGGAUCUGAAGGACAGAUAAGGUUCCCCCACCCAACCCAACCCCAUCCCAGCCCGCCUCUGUGGGAAGGGGGCUCGUGGAGAGGAGCGCGGAUCAAGGGGCAGACGCUUCGUCAAGUAUAAAUAGUGUGACUUCAAUAGUGAAUCUGCAGCAAGUCCGCACACUCCGCAACAAGAGGAAUUGUCAAAGAUCUCGUCACAUCACCUCGCGUUCAGGCCGAUGUUGAUGUGUUAUGGUAGACUGCUGAGGAUCUAACGUGAAAAUUGCAUUUUUUCUUCUUCUCCUUGGGCGCAGUGAUGGAAGAACUUACCGCGUUUGUCUCCAAAUCUUUUGAUCAGAAAGUGAAGGAAAAGAAGGAAGUGAUCACGUACCGGGAGGUGCUGGAGACCGGCUCGGUGAGAAGCAGGGAGGAACCGGUGCGCGAGGAGGUGAACAGUAUCACGCGGAGCGGCGCGCGCUCGUCGCCGGUCAGAGAAGCGGACAUGCUCGCGUCAGAGAGAAGCAGAGACUCGAUCAGCCCCAAACUCACAGACGGUAACACAGAUAUGAAAGAACGCAAAGAGGAUUGUAAGCCGCUGGAGGAUGAGACACAGACUAAAAUCAAGCAGAGAAGGAGUCGGACUAACUUUACCCUUGAGCAGCUGAAUGAGCUGGAGAGACUGUUCGAUGAAACGCACUAUCCAGACGCCUUUAUGAGAGAGGAGCUGAGCCAGAGACUCGGGCUCUCGGAGGCCAGGGUGCAGGUUUGGUUUCAGAACCGAAGGGCCAAAUGCAGAAAGCAGGAAAAUCAGUUACAUAAAGGAGUUCUCAUCGGAGCAGCGAGUCAGUUUGAAGCGUGUCGUGUCGCUCCGUAUGUCAACGUGGGAGCUCUGCGCAUGCCAUUCCAGCAGGUGCAGGCGCAGCUGCAGCUGGACAGCGCCGUGGCCCACGCGCACCAUCACCUGCACUCGCACCUGGCGGCGCACGCGCCCUACAUGAUGUUUCCCGCCCCGCCGUUCGGUUUGCCCCUUGCGACGCUCGCGGCGGAGUCCGCCUCGGCAGCUUCGGUGGUGGCGGCGGCAGCGGCGGCGAAAACUACCAACAAAAACUCGAGCAUCGCGGAUCUGAGACUGAAGGCGAAAAAGCACGCGGCGGCGCUGGGGCUGUGACGUCACCGAAUCCCGAAGCAGAAAAACAAACACAUUAUUUAUGUUUUCCUAUGAAGGACACGCGAGAGAAAAAGGAUAGGCUAUUUAUAAGAACACAGACUGUGAAGUGGACAAACUUUACCUGGAUCUUUUCGCGGAUGGAGGGACAACUACAAAACGUUGACUGAACUACGAGUACCUAAAUAAGAAAAGUUGAACUUUUAGUGAACUUUUGCAGAAGACAAGAAGCUGAAUCUGAAUAUAAUGAUAUAAAGCAGCUGGGACGAUUGUUCGGCUGUUUGUGUGACAACGCGAACAUUUCUGCUUUAAUACGUUAUUAGUAAUUAAUGAAAAUGAAGAGGCUGGCCUCGUUUUAUUUGAAACAAAGUUUCUCUGUGGAUAUUUGUGAAAUAGGCUAUUACAGAAAUCACUUUUGUUGCCAAACAUGAAAACUCCAGUGUGCGUUUCUGUCCUCACGGAUAAAACACGAUUUAAGUUCAAGUUUAUGCUCUUUGAGUUCUGAAACAAAAUAAAUGAGCAUUAAAUGAAAUUCCUUUGCCUAUUAAUGAGUGUAUUGUGAAUAUAAUCCAAUAUCAGGUGAUUAUUCAAUGAAGAUCCGUCAGAUGCCCAUGCAGUGCACAUCAGCACACAUCAAGCUUUUAUUCUCGGUGUAAAAAUCAAAUUCAGGUAAUACACUAAUAUUGAUAUGGUACGGGCACGUGUAAAAUACUUUUGUUAAUAACGACAAAAAAAAAAGAAAAAAAUAUUUUGGUUGUUUUAUGCUUCAUCAAGGCAUUGUGGGAGCAUUCUGGAUUUUCUUUGCUAUUUCUUUUAGUUCUUGUUCCUUCAUCUUUUGUACAACCAUGUGAAUCUAAAUGUAAUGUUCAUGUUUUAUAAGGGUUAUAAAAGGACAUCGACUGCGGGCACGUAUUUUUAUGAUAUCUAUGAUUUCAUCAUGACUGUGAAACGUGAACUCACCUCAACACCGUGUUUUCGAUUCAUAAAAUAAAUGUAAAAAAGACUGUAGAAUCUGUGUCGUUGUAUACGAAGUUCGUAUUAUUUUCUUCUUCUUUUUGGUAAAUAGGUGCAUGUGAUGGGAACGUUUAAACAGAAUCAUUCAUGUGCACUUUAUUCUUUAAGAAUUGCUCUGGCGCUGGCGCGGUUUUAUAAUUUAA
This is a messenger RNA of Cyprinus carpio (common carp), 2807 nucleotides long. RefSeq names its product shox homeobox 2. Lineage: Eukaryota; Metazoa; Chordata; Actinopteri; Cypriniformes; Cyprinidae. The record is from RefSeq and is a predicted model, not a curated record. Gene Ontology annotation, biological process: regulation of transcription by RNA polymerase II. Gene Ontology annotation, cellular component: nucleus. Gene Ontology annotation, molecular function: sequence-specific double-stranded DNA binding; DNA-binding transcription factor activity, RNA polymerase II-specific.